AUGAAGCAGCAGCCACACAACUGGCCCAGUGUGAUCGUACCAAUUCUUCCAUGUCUGAAUCUAGCUCAAUCCAGCAAUCCUGUGUCCUUGACAUGGCCUGUCCUGCGGCACAUGUUUCAGCCUUUUGCCGUAGGGUCCUAUCCAAAGUCAUACCAAAAGCUGCAUGGGGCGAUGAUCAUAAUGAGCACACCAUCAUGUACUGGGUAG
Bipolaris oryzae ATCC 44560 is the source of this 207-nucleotide messenger RNA. RefSeq lists its product as uncharacterized. The record is from RefSeq and is a predicted model, not a curated record. Bases 1 to 207 code for a protein of 68 amino acids. Lineage: Eukaryota; Fungi; Ascomycota; Dothideomycetes; Pleosporales; Pleosporaceae. The transcript has a single exon.